CGCCAAAGCCAUUUCGUGAAAUAUCACUGGGAAUCCCUUCCAAUCCCAAGAACUCUCUUUCUCUCUCUAAAACUCAGCUAUGCAGAUUCCGGUGAUCGAUCUCGCGCCCUACUUGGAAUUCUCCAGUAAUUCUUCGAGCGCGGCCGACUUGGAGGCCAAUUCGAAUCUGAAGAGUCUAUGCUCGGAGGUCAGCCGAACCCUAAAAGAGACGGGGGCUCUGCUUGUUAAGGAUCCGCGAUGCUCCGCCGAAGAUAACGAUCGCUUUCUCGACAUGAUGGAGAAUUAUUUCGAAAUGCCCGAUGAUUUCAAGCGCCAGCAGGAGCGUCCGCAGCUCCAUUAUCAGGUUGGAGUAACACCGGAAGGAGUUGAAGUACCCCGUAGUUUAGUGGAUAAAGAAAUGCAAGAGAAACUAAGAUCGAUGCCAAUAGAAUCUCAGCCUUCCAGACCCGCUGGACCUGACCCUAAGUGGCGGUAUAUGUGGAGGGUUGGUCUACGGCCAUCAAGUACCCGCUUUAAGGAACUUAACUCUGAGCCUGUCAUACCCGAAGGAUUUCCUGCGUGGAAGGACACCAUGGAUUCAUGGGGUUAUAAGAUGGUAUCUGCGAUAGAGGUUGUUGCUGAAAUGGCAGCAGUUGGAUUUGGCCUGCAGAAAGAUGCAUUCACUUCUCUUAUGAAUCAGGGACCACACCUACUUGCUCCAACAGGAAGCAAUCUAAAACGUCAUGGCCAAAUGGGCACUGUAUUUGCAGGGUAUCAUUAUGACCUCAACUUUCUUACUAUUCACGGUAGGAGUAGGUUCCCGGGAUUAAAUAUAUGGCUGAGAAAUGGACAAAAAAUGGAAGUUAAAGUUCCUGUGGGAUGUCUUCUCAUUCAAACCGGAAAGCAGAUAGAAUGGUUGACUGCUGGAGCAUGCAUAGCUGGCAUGCACGAAGUUGCUGUGACUGAUCGCACAAUUGAAGCAAUGAAAGUAGCUUCAGAGAAAAACCGCAGCCUGUGGAGAGUUUCCUCAACACUUUUCGGGCACAUAGCGUCGGAUGCAGUUUUGAAACCACUAGGCCAUUUUGCGGAGUCACCAAUAGCCUCCAAAUACCCUCCUAUGUGUGCUGGAGAGUUUGUAGAACUGGAGCUCGCAAUUAUCAAUCUCAAAGGAAGUAAAGAAGAGGCAUCGUAAUUUGCAGCUGGAGACUGGUUGAUUUAUUUCCAAAUAGCUGUGUGUGUUGUGACGAUGAUUACUUGAAUCAAUUGGUGGAUUGAUAAUAUUAUCCUUUGAUUUCGAUGGAUGAAAUGAAACUUUCAAAUUUCAAUAAAACAAGGCCUAUUAUAUGA
Molecule: messenger RNA, 1326 nt
Organism: Salvia splendens (bonfire salvia)
Lineage: Eukaryota; Viridiplantae; Streptophyta; Magnoliopsida; Lamiales; Lamiaceae
Exons: 7
Coding region: 80-1171 (363 amino acids)
Source: RefSeq, a predicted model, not a curated record